Messenger RNA from Pollicipes pollicipes, 2162 nucleotides. Its product is annotated as kelch-like protein 10. Lineage: Eukaryota; Metazoa; Arthropoda; Thecostraca; Pollicipedomorpha; Pollicipedidae. Gene Ontology annotation, molecular function: protein binding. The record is from RefSeq and is a predicted model, not a curated record.
UUCAUGAUCCAAGAUUUCUUUGGGGUCAAGGGGUUUCCAGUGGCCCUUACAAAAUGGAAGGUGCCAGCCCCGAGGAACAAAUGGAAGUUGAAAACGUGGGGCGGACCAUUAGCUUUCAGUCUAUGCUUGCCCUCAACGAGCUAAGACAGCAAAAUCUGCUUUGCGACGCCAUAAUUCGGUUAGAAGAUGGCAGCGCUUUCUCAAUACAUCGUGCCAUCAUGUCGGCAUGUAGUCCGUAUUUCAGGGCUCUUUUCACCACCUCCCUCCAUCAAAACGAACGAACCGAUGUCCUCAUUCGAGAUGUUUCGUCUGAGGCCAUGCGGCUCGUUAUCGAAUACGCCUACACACGAAACACUUUGGUCGACUCCGAGAAUGUGGAAAUGUUGCUGCGAACUGCCGACUACUUCAACAUCGAAGGCAUGCUGAAGGACACCUGUAACUUCCUAAUGAUGGAAGUAGGACCCAGGAACUGCUUCGGAAUACGGAAGUUUGCAAGCUUCUACAACUGCGCAGAACUGGAAAACGAAAUUCAUAAUUACAUCAUGCGAUACUUUGUUGACAUUGCUCACGCCAAUGAUAACGAAGAGUUGUUAAAUCUACCUCCGGAUGAAAUGUGUGCUAUUCUUGGUGCUGACAAUCUAAACGUCAAAAAUGAAGAAGUGGUAUGGGAAACAAUGCUCAACUGGAUAGAAAGAGAGCCCAAAAACAGGAAGCAACACAUUCACGAGCUGAUGAAACAAAUACGGCUCGGGCUUCUAGAAACUUCAUACUUCGUUGAAAAGGUGAAGAACCAUCCGUACGUGAUCGAGAAUGAAGACUGCCGGCCUCUGAUAAUCGAGACGCUCAAGUUCAUCUACGACCUGGAGAUGAUCACGCAGCGGGACGGCGAGGUCACCACGCCAGAGCUGGCACGGCCGCGCGUGCCCCACGAGAUCCUGUUCGCCAUCGGCGGCUGGAGCGGCGGCAGCCCGACCAACUUCAUCGAGACGUACGACACCAGGGCCGAUCGCUGGGUCAAGGUGCGGGAGGUGGACCCUGCCGGUCCCCGAGCAUACCACGGCACUGCCGUCAUCGGGUUUGACAUCUACGUCAUCGGUGGCUUUGACGGCAUGGACUACUUCAACUCGUGUCGCUGCUUCAACGCCGUCACAAAGCAGUGGCGAGAAGUGGGGCCGAUGAACGCUCGCAGAUGCUACGUAAGCGUGGGCAUCCUCGACAGCUUCAUCUAUGCCAUGGGGGGAUAUGACGGCCACCACCGACAAAACACCGUGGAGCGCUACAACCCGCGCACCAACCAGUGGUCGAUGGUGGUGCCAAUGCAUAUGCAGCGCUCGGACGCUUGCGCCACGACUUUAAACGGGAAGAUCUACAUCGCAGGCGGCUUCAACGGCCAGGAGUGUAUGAACUCGAGUGAGAUGUACGACCCAGACACUAACCAGUGGACCAUGCUGGCUCCAAUGCGGUGUCGGCGCUCGGGCGUGUCCUGCAUCGGCUACCAUAACCAGCUCUACGUGCUCGGAGGGUUCAACGGGAUAUCCAGGAUGUGCAGUGGAGAGAAGUAUAACCCCGAGACGGAAACAUGGACGCCAAUUCCGGACAUGUACAACCCGAGGUCAAACUUCGCCAUUGAGGUUAUUGAUGACAUGAUCUUUGCCAUCGGUGGAUUCAAUGGUGUCACGACCAUCUACCACGUCGAGUGCUACGACGAUCGAAACAGUGAAUGGUACGAGGCGACUGACAUGAAUAUAUACCGGUCGGCGCUAUCCGCCUGCGUUAUCAUCGGGCCACCCAAUGUCGGCGACUAUAUCCACAAACACCGGGAUAAGCUGAUGGAGGAGAAAAGGCAAAAGCUGCUGGCUCUUCAGAAUAACCAAAGGACGUGACGAAGAAACCCUGUUAACGUGCAGCAUAGGAGGACAAACUAUGAUUGCUGUUUGGAUUUACAAGAAAUUAAUGGAACGGUUUUGGUACAAAAAUCUUAUUGGAUUCUCGAGGAAGCGGUCGUAAAUUUCCGAUUAUCAUCCGCCAAUUAGUGCACAAUAAAUCAGCAAGUAUCAUCAAGAUCUUGCCUCGAAAACCUAGCCACUGCAUUUUUGGCAGCUACCGGAUCCGUGCACAGAUAGACAGAUUUUUUGUUUAUAUACACACAACGGCAAAUCGGA